This is a messenger RNA of Aegilops tauschii subsp. strangulata, 1629 nucleotides long. RefSeq names its product mitogen-activated protein kinase kinase kinase 18. NCBI's taxonomy places the organism in Eukaryota, Viridiplantae, Streptophyta, Magnoliopsida, Poales, Poaceae. Gene Ontology annotation, biological process: signal transduction; protein phosphorylation. The record is from RefSeq and is a predicted model, not a curated record. Gene Ontology annotation, molecular function: protein kinase activity; ATP binding.
UUGCCCUCUUCUUGCAACUCCUCACACCUUCUGCUCCUCUCCCUUUAUUCACUCCUCACCUCCGCACACACUCUGUUUCUCUCUGAGCUCCUCUGUUUCACUGCCCACUCGUCGUCGUCCAUCAAGAUGGAGUGGACGCGCGGGAAAUGCAUCGGGAAGGGCGCGUUCGGCACCGUGCACUUGGCCGUCCACAGGGCCACCGGCCGCGCCUUCGCGGUCAAGUCGGUCGACGCCAAGGGAGGCGCGCCGGCGGCCGCGAUGGCGUGCCUGGAGACCGAGAUAAGGAUCUUGAGGCGGCUGUGCUCUCCGUACGUCGUGGCGUACAUCGGCGAUGACGCCACGGCCGCGUCCAGGAACCUGCACAUGGAGCUCGUCUCGGGCGGGAGCGCGGCGGAUGCGGCGGUGGCGAGGGGCGCGGCCGGCCUUGACGAGCGCGCGGCGCGGUGCGUCCUGCGGCGGGUGGCCGCCGCCCUGCACUACCUUCACGACGUCGCCGGGGUCGUGCACGGGGACGUGAAGGGGAAGAACGUGCUCGUCGGCGGCGACGGUGCCGGGUACGGCGGCUCGAAGCUCGCCGAUUUCGGCGCGGCGAGGCUGGUUUCGGAGCCGGCGCCGCGAGGGCCCCGUGGGACCCCGGCGUGGAUGGCGCCGGAGGUGGCCCGCGGCGGCGCGUCGACGCCGGCGUCCGACGUGUGGUCGCUCGGGUGCACGGCGGUGGAGCUGCUCACCGGGAAGCGGCCGUGGUCGGAAAUCGGCGGCGCCCUCGAGGUCGGCGAGCUGCUGCUCCACAUCGGUUACGGCGGGGAGCGGCCAGAGCUCCCCGCGUGCCUCUCCGACUCCUGCAGCGACUUCCUCGACAAGUGCCUCCGCCGCGACGCUGGCGAGCGGUGGAGCUGCGAGCAGCUCCUGCGCCACCCCUUCCUCUCCGCGGACCCCCACGACGCCGGCGAGCCGUCGCCGUCCCCGUCCCCGCGAGCGGUUCUUGACUGGGCGGCGUCGGACUCGGACUCCGAUGCGUCGUCCGACAUCGAGGAGGAGGUGAUCAUGGCGAGCGCCAAGGGGAGGAUUGCCGAAUUGGCAUCAGACAGGCCGCGCCCAAGCUGGGUGCGCGAGUUGGAGGACGGCCCCACCUGGGCGCCCGACACUUGGGCCCCACCGCCCAGUCUCGAGACGUCAACCGAUGUAGUAGUACUGCCACUGGUACCAUCGCCAUCCGACGCCGCCACAGUCGCUGGCGCGGGAAAUGGCGGCGCCGGUGGGCCCGCCGUGAGCCGUGACGGCGUCCUCGUGACCGGCGGGAGCGACGGCGGCUCCUGCCGUGUCCACGGCCGUUGCUGGCGCGACGAUCGCUGUGGGUGCCAUAAAUGUGGGUCUGGGUUUGAUCGGCCUCCUGGUUGGCCGCCGCUGGCCGUUGCGUCCGUGCUGGUGUCAUGUAUUCUCUCGCAUUUGAUUCAAUCAAAGAUUUUGUUUCAGCAAGCAGCCAGUGAAUUGAUAUUUUUCAUUACAGUUGCUGGUUCGGUUUUUUACAGCACAGUUUCUGGUUCAUGUUUCUUUGGUGGUUUUGACUUUUGAUAUUGCUGCUACUAGUUGGGUGAGAGAGCCGGCCAAGAUAAGUUGGUCAGCAGCGCG